Molecule: messenger RNA, 1758 nt
Organism: Vicia faba (fava bean)
Lineage: Eukaryota; Viridiplantae; Streptophyta; Magnoliopsida; Fabales; Fabaceae
Source: the annotation of a GenBank genome assembly
AUGAAAAAAUUUGCAGUACCACUAUUACUUAUGAUGAUUUCUUUGCUUGUUUUUGUGAUGGUUUCUUUUCUAUUAAACAGUAGAAGUGGAAUUGAAGCAUCAACAGAUAGUAGCAAUAUUGAUCAUGUCAGGUACAAGGUAACUGAUGAACAACCUUACAGAACUUCUUAUCACUUUCAACCUCCGCAGAAUUGGAUGAACGCUCCUAUGUACUACAAAGGUGUUUAUCACUUAUUCUACCAACAUAAUCCAUAUGCAGCAACAUUUGGUGAUAAAAUUAUUUGGGCUCAUUCAGUAUCCUACGAUCUCGUCAAUUGGAUUCAUCUCAAUAAUGCUCUUGAACCAAGUGAGCCUUAUGACAUCAACAGUUGUUGGUCAGGUUCAGCCACUAUACUCCCAGGUGGAAAACCUGUUAUUCUUUACACCGGAAUUGAUCACAAUAAACAUCAAGUUCAAAACUUAGCUAUGCCAAAGAAUCUAUCAGACCCUUUCUUAAGAGAAUGGCAAAAACACCCUCAAAAUCCUUUGAUCACUCCACCUAAUGAGGUUGAAAAAGAUGAAUUCAGAGACCCUACAACUGCUUGGCAUGGAAAAGAUGGAAAAUGGAGAGUAAUCAUCGGUGCUCAAAAGGGCGACGAAGGAAAAACUAUUCUUUACCAGAGUGAGGAUUUUGUCAAUUGGACAAAGAAUCCAAAACCUUUUUUUGCAACAGAUAAUACUCGAGUUAUUGAAUGUCCGGAUUUUUUUCCCGUGUAUAUUAAUAGUACAAACGGGGUUGAUACAUCCGUGGAAAAUUCAAGUGUUACGCAUGUUUUGAAGAUAGGCUAUCAAAGCAAUCAACAUGACUAUUAUUUUCUUGGUAAAUAUGUAUCUGAUAAGGAAAACUUUGUUCCCGAUGAAAAAUUUACAGGAACUAGUAAAGAUUUACGGUUUGACUAUGGUAAAUUUUACGCUUCAAAGUCAUUUUUUGACUAUGCUAAGAAUAGGAGAAUAUUAUGGGGAUGGGUGAAUGAGUCUGACACUACACAAGACGAUAUUGAGAAAGGAUGGGCAGGUUUACAGACAAUUCCAAGGAAAGUUUGGCUUGAUAAAAGUGGGAAGAGAUUAGUGCAGUGGCCAAUUGAAGAGGUAGAAAGUUUAAGAGACACAAAAGUCAGUAUUACUGGAAAGAAACUCGAGGGUGGAUCAACUCUUGAAGUCUCAGGCAUCACUGCAUCACAGGUUGAUGUAGAAGUGUUGUUUGAGCUACCGGAUCUAGAAAGUGGUGAGUGGUUAGAAGAUCCAAGUCAUUUUGAUCCCCAACUAUUAUGUAGCAAACAAUAUGCAUCAAGAAAUGGACAAAUAGGGCCAUUUGGUUUGUUAGCUUUAGCUUCAAAGGAUCUCACAGAGCAAACUGCAGUGUCUUUCCAAAUAUAUAAAACUCCUAAUAGAUAUCUGUGUCUGAUGUGCAGUGACCAGAGCAGGUCUUCAUUGCGGCAAGAUCUUGAUAAAACCACAUAUGGUACAAUCUUUGACAUAGAUCCCAAUCUCAAAGCGAUUUCACUAAGAAGCUUGAUUGACAAGUCCAUUAUUGAGAGUUUUGGUGAUGGAGGAAGAGCUACCAUAACAAGUAGAGUUUAUCCAUUAUUGGCUAUAAAGAAAGACGCACAUCUUUAUGUAUUCAACAAUGGAAGCCAAAGUGUGGUUAUUUCAAAACUUAAUGCUUGGAGCAUGAAGCAAGCAGAGAUUGGCCAUGAGGGAAGUAUAAAAUGUGCCUAA